AGGUUCGAAAAGUCUCUCUACGACCUUAUUCGGGGUCUGCGGAACCACAAGGGGAACGAGAAGGAAUAUAUCCAGAACAGUCUGAAAGAAUGUCGGGCAGAGAUUCGAAGCCAGGAUAUGGACCUCAAGGCCACCGCACUGCUGAAGCUCGUAUACCUCGAAAUGUUUGGCCACGAUAUGUCCUGGGCUUCCUUCCACGUUCUGGAGGUCAUGUCUUCGCCAAAAUAUCUCCAGAAACGAGUCGGAUACCUAGGCGCCGUUCAGAGUUUCCGACCUGACACAGAGGUUUUGAUGCUGGCUACGAAUCUAUUGAAGAAGGAUUUAUCCUCUUCAUCCGCAACUACCAUGUCUCUCCCUAUCAUAACCCUUCCACAUAUCAUCACACCUUCUCUGGCCCUCUCAGUCCUCUCAGAUCUACUACCGAGAUUAACGCAUUCACAUCCAGCGAUUCGAAAGAAGACGAUUGUGACCCUAUACAGAUUGGCUCUCGUCUAUCCGGAAACCCUGAGGCCCGCAUGGCCCAAAAUAAAGGAACGAUUGAUGGAUGAGGGUGAGGAUCCAAGUGUGACAGCCGCAAUUGUAAAUGUUGUGUGCGAGUUGGGUUGGCGGAGACCUCAAGAUUUCUUGCCUCUCGCUCCUAGAUUAUUUGAGCUCCUCGUGGACAGUGGGAACAAUUGGAUGGCUAUUAAGCUGAUCAAGCUGUUUGCGACCUUGACCCCCCUUGAACCUCGACUGGUACGGAAGCUUCUACCACCGCUUACUUCUAUUAUUCGAACGACUCCUGCUAUGUCACUCUUGUAUGAAUGUAUAAAUGGCAUCAUCCAGGGUGGCAUUCUAAAUGGUAGUGAUGAAUCUGCUGCUGGGGAAGAGAUUGCUACUCUAUGUGUGAGUAAACUUCGGGGGAUGAUUAUGGUUGAAGGAGACCCAAAUCUGAAAUAUGUUGCUCUGUUAGCUUUCAACAAAAUUGUUGUCACCCAUCCCUUUCUCGUUGCUCAACAAGAAGAUGUGAUUAUGGACUGUAUAGACAGCCCGGAUAUCUCAAUUCGAUUACGAGCUUUGGAUCUUGUUGUUGGGAUGGUCAGCAGCGAUAAUCUAAUGUCAAUUGUGGGUCGAUUAAUGAGACAGUUACGAAACUCCGCUUCAGCGCCUUCCGAUGACCAGAAUCAUGUCCCAACAGCUAUUGAGCCAGCCGCAGAUUCAGAUGAUGAGUCCCCGGAAGUUACCAUAAGACCUGACAAAGGAUCCUCGAAAGACCCUCUGCUUCCAGAUGACUACAAGAUCGAUGUCAUCAAUCGAAUACUUCAGAUGUGCUCCAGUAAUAACUACGGAAACCUCGUGGAUUUCGACUGGUAUAUUGAUAUCCUAAUACAACUGGUCCGAAAUGCACCAAUUCCAAGUCAGGCAUCACGUUCACAAGAUUUGGACUUGGAAACAAAAGAGAUGGCGAAGGUUGAUGUCUCAGAACGGAUUGGAGAUGAGCUGCGCAGUGUUGCAGUGAAAGUGAAAGCUGUGAGGUUACAGGCAACAAGAGCUGCUGAGUCCAUCCUCAUUUCAACGUACACCGAUAGUUCUACUCAAGUCACUGUGGGGCUCGGAGCCCUGAAACCUAUAGCAUGGAUCGUGGGAGAAUACGCAUCUUCACUCAACUCCCCCGAUGGUACCUUAACCGCUCUUCUACACAUCACCAGAAGCUCAGUCCCUGCGGAGACGCUUAUAGUCUAUCUGCAGGCUGUACCCAAGAUAUUUGCUUUGAUGGCUGGGGAUGACCAAACCCCAUGGACACCGGAACGGAAAACAAUGAUAUCGCUUCUGAUGGGUCGUAUAAUCCAUGCCUAUGAACCUCUGGCCAUGCAUCCCGACCUAGAAGUUCAAGAACGAGCUGUAGAGUUCUUAGAGCUUUUGAAGUUAGCUGCUGAAGCAUCCUCGGGACAACAGGCAUCAUCGGAUUCCACGGAGCAAGACACGCCUCUGCUUCUCACGCAGGCAAUUCCGUCCUUGUUUGUAGGGCUUGAAUUGAACUCUGUUGCAGUUGGGGCGCAAAGAAAUGUUCCAAUACCCCCGACGUUAGAUUUGGAUCAACCGAUAAAUGCCAACCUUAACAAUUUGUUGAGGACAGUGGAAUCGUCGUCAUUUGAUGAACAGGAUGAGGGCGAGUUCGAAACCUACUACUACUACCAACAGCCAGAACGGCCAGCUGCAACAAUUGAACCCGCAAUCAACCGUCUUGGCGAUGGUUCAGGGGAAAUCGUUCAGUCCUAUCAGCAAGGGGGCGAAGAGAGUUACUUGGAUCCCGAUAUCAUUGCACGACGGCGGGCAGAGCGUCUCGAGCGGCACAGAGACGAUCCAUUUUACAUUGCCCCUAAUGAUGAAGAAUCUGGGAGAUCUACGCCAUUACAUAAUAUCCUUCAAAGUAACAAUGGACAAGACUUGGAUAUCGAUUCAAUCCCUAUCAUGCAAUUGGAUCUUGGGAAGACCAGUCUGCCUUCCGGACGAGCGUCACCAAAGAAACCGUCAAUUUCGAAGGCGCGCCAACGCAUACAAGUCGCUGCGGAUGAGACUUUAGGCACGAGUGGAAGCUCAACACCGCGGAAUGACGAUUCGGAAAACAGUCUAGAUGGACCCAGAUCCCGACCGAGAAAAGGAAAGCAUUUACUUCUACAAGUCGAUUCCAGCCAUAUUGGCAAUUUCUCGCUCGAGGGUGACGGUAGUAGCGGGACCGAUUUCGAGCGCCAGCAAAAGGAAGAAGAGGAGAUGGCCAAAGCGAUGCAAGAAGUUGAGAGGCUGAGAUUGGAGAUGCAGAGGGCGAACGAGCGAAUCCAGGCCGCGCAGGGAGUCCCACCUGAAGGGACUGUCGUCAAGAAAAAGAAGAAGAAGAAG
This is a messenger RNA of Amorphotheca resinae ATCC 22711, 2877 nucleotides long. RefSeq lists its product as hypothetical. Gene Ontology annotation, biological process: Golgi to vacuole transport; protein targeting to vacuole. The annotation marks the transcript as partial. The transcript has 5 exons. Lineage: Eukaryota; Fungi; Ascomycota; Leotiomycetes; Helotiales; Amorphothecaceae. Gene Ontology annotation, cellular component: AP-3 adaptor complex; membrane coat; endosome membrane. The record is from RefSeq and is a predicted model, not a curated record.